Moesziomyces antarcticus is the source of this 1368-nucleotide messenger RNA. RefSeq lists its product as uncharacterized. The record is from RefSeq and is a predicted model, not a curated record. Bases 1 to 1368 code for a protein of 455 amino acids. NCBI's taxonomy places the organism in Eukaryota, Fungi, Basidiomycota, Ustilaginomycetes, Ustilaginales, Ustilaginaceae. The transcript has a single exon.
AUGGCGUGUUGCGUUGUGUUGGUGUUGGUGUGCAGUCGAGUCGGUGGUGCUGCGGUUGUGCGAAGCGUGACAGGCGCUAAUGUGGCGCGCCUAUUCCAAGGCGGUGAUGCGUUGCUGCUGCAGCGUCGUCUUUCCUUGUCGCCUGUGUCCAAGUGGGAUGCUGAUGGUGAUGAUGGUGGGCUGAUGGGAGGGAGCGAUGCGUGUGUUGUUCUCUUCUGCGGCGGCGUGUUUUGGCGCUCUUUACGCGUAAAUCGCCUCCCUUUCGAUCGGGACCGCAUCGGGUCAAGGCAUCGGGCUCGAUCGGAAAAGGGUCCUCGAAAUUUCGGCGGCGACUCAGCCAAAUCCGUCGAGCCAUCCAAGCCCGCCUCUCAGCCAGCUGCCACCAUCAUCAUCUCGAUCUCCACGCCCCUCUUUCUUCGUCUCUCCAUGGUGGCGCCUGCGAUGGCGCUUCUCGGGGCGCCAUCACUUCGCCCUGGGUCGCUCGCAUCCAUCCGCGUCCCAGCGUUGUCGGCCUUUGGCGCUCUUGACGUCGCCGCGCCGGCCCGUGCUUGCUUCAGCACGCCGAAUCGAUCGCUCGUAUCCACAGCCGCCACGCCCGCCCACAACCGUUCAGAAACAGCACAGCACAUCAAUGCGAUGCAGCAGAUCGACGAGCCCAGCAGGCCCCAGCAGUACAAGGAUGUGGUGCUCAGCAGCCUCCCGCUCACCGCCACACCCUUCGACAUCCGCUCGCUCGCCCUCGGCAAGAUCCGCAACGAUCUCGCCCGUAUCGAAUUCCUCUAUACAAAAUCCAUGCGUCCGUCUGGAAGAGCCAUCGCCUCUUUCUCUAAUGCCGGCAAUGCGCGCACCUUCGAGGAAAUCGUGCAGGGACGCAUCCUCGGCGGUCGCCAGGUCCAAGCGCGCCUUCAGUCCGCAGAGCGUCGCGACGCCUUCCUCCAGUCCUACUAUGCCUCUUGGUCCCGGCACUACCAGCUCCCGCUCGACCUCAUCGAGUACGAGCGUGGCACACUCGUGCUCCUCCGCAACAUCCCCCAGGACACGUUUGAAGCGCGCCUCGAGGAACGCCUCGCCGGCCGCUACGACCUUCGCCAGCAGGACCGAUGGCGUGGCAAGCGCACCGCAUACCCUGGCUACUUUAACGACAAGAAGGGCUACGGAGGCUCGCACGACGUCGUGCUCGGUGGCGUGCUCAAACUGCCCAAGGCGCAUCCUGACGCAACCACCGCCUCCUUCAUCGUCCGUUGCCAGUCCGCUUUCGAGGCGAAUCGCCUCGUGCGCAGGUGGCACAACACCUACUUUGCGCCGGCCACCUUCGACAUCCAAGACACCGCCGGCCGAUACCGCGUCGCCGCCUCCGUCCUCUACUGA